GUCUAUUUCAGAUUACGUACAGAUACUCAGACUCGAUAAGCUCUCAAGCAAAAUCUUCAAUUUUUGUCCACGUACACCAAUAACCCUGCUCACUGUCUAUAAAUCGCAAGGAAACCACAAGAACCCACAAAAGCCCAUCAGCACACGUAGACCCAUGCCUGGGCUCCGCUGCUAGUGUCCGCUGAUCUUGGUGAGAGAGGAACAUGCAGCACUAAAGUCCACCCCAUGUAAAGCCGCGUCGCGAAGAUAAGGUACAGAUAGAGCAUUGUUCCGUCGGAAGGAGCUUCAGAUCCGGCGAAUCGAGUUCGUGACGGACGAGAUGCAAAGUGUACAGCAGACCGCCGAUACCGCUCGCACACAUACACCAUCCAAGAUCAAGCUCGAGAUCAAACCCACCCCACACGCUGAAGCGACUACGUUUGCUCGUCAUGGGCUCUGCAACAGCUUCGUCCACGGCUUUGGUAUAGCAGGCGGCGUUCGAGGCCAUAGAAACGUCGGACUCGAGCCGUUCCACGUAUCGCCCUCAACCAUACUCGGGGUCGCCGUCCUCAGGAACGUAGGCUGCCAGCUAGGCGUACCUGGCGAUGGAGUCGUGCUCAGCAAGAAGGUUGGCGAUGUAGGCGAGAUGGCGCGGUCGAAGAUCGAUAGCGGGGAUGCUGGGAGCAAUGGCGAGGCGAUUCUAAAGAACGUUGUGGCGGUAAGGCGUGGCUAUGGAGGUGAGAGGGUGGGGUUGACUGGCGAUUGUGGCGACAUAGGUGAUAUAGGCGAGAUUGGUGACAUGGGUGACGUUCGCGGUGAUGAGAAGCUCGUAGGGAGGAUUGAUGGCGAACUCGUACAAGGCAUUGAUGGUGAGUUCAUAGGAAGUGGCGAUGGGGUCUCUGGAUCCUAA
Macroventuria anomochaeta is the source of this 889-nucleotide messenger RNA. RefSeq lists its product as uncharacterized. NCBI's taxonomy places the organism in Eukaryota, Fungi, Ascomycota, Dothideomycetes, Pleosporales, Didymellaceae. The record is from RefSeq and is a predicted model, not a curated record. Bases 320 to 889 code for a protein of 189 amino acids. The transcript has 4 exons.